CAUCACUAGAUAUACAAUUAGAAGAUGUCCUUCAUUAGUAAGACAAAGGCGUACGAGAAAUGGUUGGUAGAGUCAGGUGUGUCCAUUUCCGAGAAAGUGGCCAUAACUGAUUUCCGUGAAGUGGGCCAAGGUCGUGGGAUGGUGGCAGUCGAAGAUAUUGCCAAGGGAGUUGAUCUCUUUACCAUUCCAAGAACAAAACUUCUCAAUGUCAAGACAUGUAGUUUGGUUGUAGAGCGUCCCGAGUGUGUUGAAGCGGUGCUUGCCAUGGACAGCUGGAAGCUGUUGAUCGUGGUGCUUGCCUGGGAAUGGAAAAAGGGUGCAGGCAGCGCAUGGAGCCCGUACUUUGAUGUGUUACCCUUGAAUGAUCCAGUUGAAUAUAAAUCCAACCAAUUGAUGGAAUGGAGUGAACUGGAAUUGAAGAUGUUGGCGCCAUCGUUGGUGGUGGAGAGAAUUGGUAGAGAUACCGCCGAGGAAAUGUAUGACCAAGUGAUGGAGGUCAUCCGUGAAUUGAACCUCAAGGAGUUGGAAAGUUUAACUUUGAAAGAGUAUCACACUGUAGCGUCAGUAAUCAUGAGUUAUUCCUUUGAUGUUACUGAGAGAGAGAACAAGGAGGAAGAAGACGAGGAAGAAGACGAUGACGAGGAAGAGGAAGGAGAUCACCUCAAAUCAAUGGUGCCUCUUGCGGACACUCUUAAUGCAGACACAAACCUUCACAAUGCCAGCUUGGUGGAUUACCCCGAGACCCUCGUAAUGAAAUCAAUGAAGGCGAUCAAGAAGGGUGAACAGGUGUACAACACGUAUUCAGACCACCCAAAUGCCGAGAUUCUCAGAAGGUAUGGCUACGUGGAAGCAAAUGGGUCUACACAAGACUUUGGAGAAAUCCCAUUGGAAACAAUUGAAAAAUCUUUUCCUGCUGAACAAAAGGACUUGGUGACCCGGUGUCUUGAAGUUGCUAAAACCACUUCGCUUGGAGAGGACGACGAUGAAGACGUCGAGCUUGUGAGCGAGGCGUAUGAUUGCUUUGCCACUGGCGAAGUGAUCCCGGAACUUGUGGUUCUUGUCCAGUUCCUUGUGGUCGUUACCAAGAUCAAUGAACAGACACCAGUGAUGGAUGACGCUGGGGAAAUCCUGAGGAUCCUCAAGAAAUGUGUUCAAUUGAUAGAAUCACAGAGAUUGACCAAGGGGUUUGCUGAGAAGUACACCGAGAUCCUCAAGUUGCGCCUUCAAGAGUACCCCGUGGAGGAAAAGGAAGACCCUCCUGUUGACAUCACCACACGGGCAGGAAUGGCCACGGUGGUGCUUCGAUCAGAAAGAAAGUCUCUCGAGACCUGUGCCAACUUGGACCGGGUGUUUGACGAGUACAAAUUCAUCGACGAUGACAAGCUCUUGCGUAGCAUUAUGAAGAAAAGAAGCGGGUCCACCGACCCACAACCCACCAAAAGAUCAAAGAAAUAAAGAUAUAGCUUACAUACAUGUUAUAUAUAAAUAUUCUCUAUUAAACUAAA
Molecule: messenger RNA, 1505 nt
Organism: [Candida] anglica
Lineage: Eukaryota; Fungi; Ascomycota; Pichiomycetes; Serinales; Debaryomycetaceae
Source: the annotation of a GenBank genome assembly